ACGAGUGUUUACUUCCUUCAUAAAUGUUUCCUAUAUCAGCAAAUGAACUUUCCAUCGGCUGACAACAUCCGUGACGUAGCUGUACUGUGGCGCUUCUCAACCCAUGUAACACCCAAUGGGUUAAGCGCCGUGAAGAAUAUUCGCACAAAUACACAAAUACAUGUAUGCCUAUGCCAUGUCCAGGUGACGCUUGGUGGCCUGCCCCUUGCCGUGGAGGAUGUCAAUAAAAAUGUUAAUUUGCUGCCAGGGAAAACACUUACAUUUACUCCGUUUGACUUGGGACACACAAGCAGCGCAUAUCGAGUUAAGCCGUUGAGACUUAUGACCGAGUUGAGGGAACGUCGGGUGAACGCUUUCAUUGGGCCCGAUGAGAGCUGCACGACUGAGGCACUGCUGGCCUCUGCCUGGAAUACGCCAAUGCUAUCGUUCAAAUGCUCCGACUCAAUCGUCUCCAACAAGAGCACCUUUCCCACCUUUGCACGGACUCUCGCACCGGCUUCAAAGGUGUCUAAGAGUGUGAUAAGUCUGUUGAAUGCCUAUGACUGGAAGAAAUUCGCUAUAGUGGUUAGCUCUAAGCCCAUUUGGGGCUCCGAUGUGGCCAGCGCUAUACAGGAACUGGCUGAAUCGCGAAACUUUACCAUAACGCACUUCAAGUACAUCUCGGACUAUAUACCCAUUAAGAAGACAUUGUCCCAAAUAGAGAACAUCAUUGAGGAGACAUACACAACGACGCGCAUCUAUGUGUUUAUUGGCGAACAUAUUGCCAUGGUGGACUUUGUGCGCUGCUUGCAAAAUCGCGGCCUGCUCGAGAGUGGGGACUACAUUGUGGUGUCGGUGGAUGAUGAGAUCUACAAUGCGAAUCGUCGUGUCAAUAUCAUGGAACGCAAUUACUUAGAUCCUUAUAUUAGAAAAGAAAAGAGCAAAUCACUGGAUAAAAUCUCAUUUCGUUCAGUUAUCAAAAUAAGCAUGACAUAUCCACAAAAUCCUCAUAUUCGGGACAUUUGUACCAAAAUCAAGGAGUACGCACGUAAAGCUCCAUUCCGUGUGCCCUAUCAUCAGCGAGUUUUCGAGAAUAUUUCGGUGCCCAUAUAUGGCUUACAUCUGUACGACAGCGUCAUGAUCUAUGCACGCGCCAUUACGGAAAUACUUCAGCGAGGCGGCGAUAUAAACGAUGGAAACCUGGUCAUGAGUCGCAUUUUCAACAGAUCUUAUCAUUCGAUUCAGGGCUUCGAUGUCUUCAUCGACUCAAACGGCGACGCUGAGGGCAACUAUACAGUGAUUUCGCUGCAAAGCGAUGCAAAUGCAGGAUCUGGAAACUCACUAGCUCAAAUGUCGAUGCAGCCCGUUGGAUUCUUCGUCUACAACAAGGACUCCAUGAUUCCAGAAUUUCGUUAUAUCAAAAGUGGACGACCCAUACUAUGGUUAAACGGGCGACCUCCGCUUGCGGAGCCAAUGUGCGGCUUUCAUGGCGAGCUGUGUCCACGCAAAAAGCUGGAUUGGCGGUAUCUAGUGACUGCAGCGCUCUUUGCUUUUGUUCUGAUCGCUGCCAUCGCACUGUUGCUCAAGCAUUAUCGCUAUGAACAAACGUUGGCCGGCUUGUUGUGGAAGGUGGACAUGAAGGAGGUCACUGUGAUCAACCUGGGCGAAUACAAUAAUCCAAGUCAUAAGAACAUUGUGCAAAUUUGUCGUCAGAGUAUUCUGGUUGUCGGCGAGCCCAACAAGAGAUCGUUUACAAAUAUAGCCCUCUUCCGUGGCAACAUCGUGGCCAUGAAGAAGAUUCAUAAGAAGAACGUGGACAUAACUCGUUCGAUUCGCAAGGAACUAAAAUUGAUGCGAGAGGUGCGACAUGAAAACAUUAUCAAUUUCAUCGGAGCGUCAAUUGAUCAUGGAUCAGUUAUAAUAUUCACAACGUACUGUGCGCGGGGCAGUCUGGAGGAUGUGCUUGCCAAUGAGGACUUGCACUUGGAUCAUAUGUUUAUAUCUUCAUUGGUCUCGGAUAUACUUAAGGGACUCAUCUACUUGCACGACUCCGAGAUAGUAUCCCAUGGCAACUUACGAUCCAGUAACUGCCUCAUUGACUCCAGAUGGGUUUGCCAGAUUUCCGACUUCGGACUGCACGAGCUAAAGGCGGGGCAGGACGAGCCAAAUAAAACGGAACUGCAUCUAAAGCGUGCCCUCUCCAUGGCACCCGAACUUCUGCGUGAUUCAUUUCGGCCAGCUCGUGGCUCCCAGAAGGGCGAUAUUUAUUCAUUUGGCAUUUUACUAUACGAGAUGAUCGGACGAAAGGGGCCCUGGGGCGAGACAGCAUACACAAAAGAAGAGAUAAUAGAAUUCGUUAAAGAUCCAGAUCUGCUGCAGCACGGAGUAUUCCGGCCAGCUCUCAACUGCUUGGAUAUACCAAAUUAUAUCAGGAACUGUCUGCGCCUCUGCUGGGAUGAGGAUCCCGAAGUACGGCCCGACAUUCGCCUUGUGCGCAUGCACUUGAAGGAACUGCAAGCUGGACUAAAGCCAAAUAUAUUUGACAACAUGCUGGCCAUAAUGGAGAAGUAUGCCUACAAUCUGGAAGGCUUGGUCCAGGAGCGAACCAAUUUACUCUACGAGGAGAAGAAGAAAACUGACAUGCUCCUAUACCAAAUGCUGCCCAAAACCGUAGCGGAGUUGCUUAAGAGUGGCGACCCUGUGAAGGCCGAGUGCUUCGACUGCGUGACGAUUCUAUUCAGCGACAUUGUCGGCUUCACUGAACUCUGCACGACGAGUACUCCAUUCGAGGUUGUGGAAAUGCUAAACGAUUUGUAUACGUGUUGCGAUUCCAUAAUAUCUAAUUACGAUGUUUAUAAGGUGGAGACAAUCGGAGAUGCUUACAUGGUUGUAUCGGGGCUGCCCUUAAAGAAUGGGAAUCGCCAUGCGGGCGAGAUAGCUUCACUAGCACUGCACCUGCUAGAAACUGUGGGAAAUCUGAAGAUUCGACAUAAGCCGACGGAGACGGUGCAAUUUCGCAUUGGCUUGCACUCAGGACCCUGUGCAGCGGGCGUCGUUGGACAGAAGAUGCCUCGGUAUUGCCUGUUUGGGGACACUGUCAAUACGGCCUCACGCAUGGAGAGCACCGGAGCAGCCAUGAAGAUUCACAUAUCGGAGGAGACCUACCAGCUGCUGCAGGAAGUCGGCGGUUACAUAUGCGUCGAGCGAGGACUGACCAACAUCAAAGGCAAAGGCGACAUGCGCACCUAUUGGCUCACCAAACGAUUGCAGCCGGAAAUGCGCGCUUUAAUGGCCAGCGAUUGGGCUCCGGAUCUCAUCAGUACUGUGGACGCAUCCAAUGGUUGUUGCUCGCAGGCGAGAGCUGACGACUUGCCCUUGCUGAAGUUUCAAAACCUGCCCAUGAGCAUGCGGACGGGCUCUUGCAACUGUGCUACCAAGUGCUUAUAUAGUCGCCGCUCGGAUGACAAUGUUACCACCUCGCACAAGGCCGCCGCCGCCGCCGCCGCUGCCGCUGCCCUGGCGAAGGGCUCGGAAACAGUGCAGAUCAAUUGCAAUCAGUUGUGCGUCUGCCGCUUGAACGGCAGCCAAGUGCUGAGCAAUCGAAGUCCGCGCUCCGCGCCUAGUAUCUCAUUCAGGCUGUAGACUUGAGUCGAAGUCGAGUAACGCGUUUGCUUUCUAUGGUUGUAAGCUGUUCAUUUAUUAUUGCA
Messenger RNA from Drosophila hydei, 3686 nucleotides. It is a transcript of the gene Gyc32E, whose product is annotated as guanylate cyclase 32E. The transcript has 23 exons. Gene Ontology annotation, biological process: intracellular signal transduction; cGMP biosynthetic process; protein phosphorylation. The record is from RefSeq and is a predicted model, not a curated record. NCBI's taxonomy places the organism in Eukaryota, Metazoa, Arthropoda, Insecta, Diptera, Drosophilidae. Gene Ontology annotation, molecular function: guanylate cyclase activity; protein kinase activity; peptide receptor activity. Bases 43 to 3621 code for a protein of 1192 amino acids.